AUGGCUGGGCAGGACGAGGGGCUGUCCGGCUUCCCAGCGGUCCGCAGGCUGUUCAGGCGUGGAAACUUUCCGGGAACCAUCAAGCCCUUCCGCUCCCAGGGCGAGUCGGGCGUGGACUUCACGGAUGGCGUGCCCGGCGUCAGCGGCGGGGAGGAGGGCGUCGCGGCGCUGCGCAGCAUGAGCAACUCCCGCUUGACCAAGUUCGACAGGAUCCUAGGCGACGCAGUGGUCGACGUGGAGGCGCUGCGAGAGCUGGCCUGGAGCGGCAUUCCCCCGCGGCUGCGACCCGACUGCUGGCGGCUCCUGCUGGGCUACGCCCCUCCCAACCGUGAGAGGCGGGCCGCCAUUCUGGCACGCAAACGCCACGAAUACAGGCGGGUGCCAGACUUUGUUCCAGACUACUACGACGGCGCUGGCCUGGCGGGCGCCUCUGAGGAUGAAGCAGGGGCCCUCAGACAGGUGGCAGUGGAUGUUCCGCGCACGGCGCCGGGCGUCCCUUUCUUCUCCCAGCCGGAUGUGCAAACCAGCCUGGAGCGGAUCCUCUACAUCUGGGGCCUGCGGCAUCCGGCCAGCGGGUAUGUCCAGGGCAUCAAUGACCUGGUGACUCCCUUCCUGGCGGUGUUCAUGUCGGAGUACUUGGAGGGACCCAUGAACGACUGGGCUCUGCUGGCGGUGGAGGCCGACUGCUAUUGGUGCCUGUGCAAGCUGCUGGACGGCAUCCAGGAUCACUACACCCAUGCCCAGCCCGGCAUUCAGCGCACUGUCUUCCACCUCCGAGAGCUGGUCAGGCGCGUGGACGCUAAGACCGCGACACACCUCGACGAGCAGGGCCUGGAGUUUCUCCAGUUUGCAUUCCGCUGGGUCAACUGCCUCCUGCUGCGGGAGCUCCCCUUCCAGCUUGGAGUCAGGCUUUGGGACACGUACCUGGCUGAGGGGUCCAGCUUGCGGGAAUUCCUGGUCUACGCCCUGGCCUCCUUCCUCCUGUCCUGGAGCUCACAACUGCAGCAGCUGGAGUUCCAGGACCUCAUCAUGUUCCUGCAGCGCCCACCCACGGCAGCUUGGACGGAGCAGGACGUGGAGGUCGUGCUUUCCAGAGCCUUCAUGUGGCGCAGCUCAUUCAAGGGGGCCACGAGCCACUUCUCGUGA
Auxenochlorella protothecoides is the source of this 1146-nucleotide messenger RNA. RefSeq names its product GTPase-activating protein gyp1. Lineage: Eukaryota; Viridiplantae; Chlorophyta; Trebouxiophyceae; Chlorellales; Chlorellaceae. Gene Ontology annotation, molecular function: GTPase activator activity. The record is from RefSeq and is a predicted model, not a curated record. Gene Ontology annotation, biological process: activation of GTPase activity. The transcript has 11 exons. Bases 1 to 1146 code for a protein of 381 amino acids.